Cynara cardunculus var. scolymus (artichoke) is the source of this 2065-nucleotide messenger RNA. RefSeq names its product proline-rich receptor-like protein kinase PERK1. Gene Ontology annotation, molecular function: ATP binding; protein kinase activity. The coding region runs from base 1 to 1929 and encodes 642 amino acids. NCBI's taxonomy places the organism in Eukaryota, Viridiplantae, Streptophyta, Magnoliopsida, Asterales, Asteraceae. The record is from RefSeq and is a predicted model, not a curated record. Gene Ontology annotation, biological process: protein phosphorylation. The transcript is spliced from 7 exons.
AUGUCUUCUCCGCCGCCGGGAGGUUCUCCGGCACCUACUACACCGGUUAUACCACCACCCACUAACACCACUUCACCGCCACCUGCCGCCUCAGCUCCACCUCCGACCACCCCUGCUUCUCCCCCUCCACUAAAUUCUUCUCCGCCAGCCCCUGUUACACCAGUUUCUUCUCCGCCACCGCCGCCGGACACUCCAGCUCCGUCGUCCUCUCCUCCGGCGCCACCUACAUCCACCAACCCACCGCCUUCCACCACUUCCCCGGCACCACCUACUUCAAGAAACAGCCCGCCGUCUCCUGCGGGCCGAUCUACGCCAUCUCCACCGCCGCCAAGAAGUGCUUCCAACAAUCCUCCGGCGUCGUCGUCAUCGGACAAUUCAUCUGGGAUUUCCACCGGAGUUGUGGUUGGGAUCGCCGUUGCUGGGGUUUUGAUACUUGCUGUUUUAACCAUCUUGUUUCUUUGCUGUAAGAAAAAGAAAAAGAGAAGUCAAGUCCCCAUCGGUUAUUAUGUCCCUCCACCACCACCGCCUAAAGUUGGUCAACAAUGGCAGCAAAAUGCUCCACCGGCCACCGAUCAUCUUGUUACAAUGCCGCCAUUGAAACCCACUCCGCCACCUGCAAUGGCGGCAGGACGACAACCACCAUCACCAAUUGGUGCUCCUUCACCUCAGCCACCACCUCCACCACCGUUUAUGAGCAGUAGUGGUGGUUCAGGGUCGAAUUACUCCGGGGGUUCGAACCCACUUCCACCGCCUUCUCCUGGAAUGUCACUAGGUUUUUCAAAGAGUACAUUCACAUAUGAAGAAUUAGCCAUGGCCACAGAUGGAUUUUCAGAAGCCAAUCUUCUUGGCCAAGGUGGUUUCGGAUAUGUUCAUAGAGGAGUGCUUCCGAAUGGGAAAGAGGUGGCGGUUAAGCAGCUGAAAACCGGUAGUGGCCAAGGGGAGCGCGAGUUUCAGGCGGAGGUCGAGAUCAUUAGUCGGGUUCAUCAUAAACAUCUCGUCUCAUUGGUCGGGUAUUGCAUUUCGGGGGCUCAAAGAUUGCUUGUUUAUGAGUUUGUUCCAAAUAACACAAUGGAGUUCCACUUACAUGGAAAGAACCGCCCCGUAAUGGAGUUCCCCACAAGAUUGCGUAUUGCUCUUGGAGCGGCUAAAGGGUUAGCUUAUCUCCACGAGGAUUGCCAUCCUAAGAUCAUUCAUCGCGAUAUCAAAGCUGCUAAUAUUCUUCUUGAUUUCAAUUUUGAAGCGAAGGUUGCGGAUUUUGGGCUUGCCAAGAUUACUUCCGAUGUCGCCACUCAUGUUUCAACCCGAGUGAUGGGAACUUUUGGGUACUUAGCUCCAGAGUAUGCUGCUUCGGGCAAACUCUCGGACAAAUCAGACGUUUUCUCCUUUGGGGUCAUGCUCUUGGAAUUGAUCACCGGACGCAGACCCGUGGAUUCAGCCCAGACUUUUAUGGAUGAUAGUUUAGUCGAUUGGGCAAGGCCGUUGCUCACCCGAGCCAUGGAUGAUGGAAACUUUGAUGCCAUUGCCGAUUCACGUCUACAAAGAGACUACAACCACAGUGAGAUGGCUCGUAUGGUUUCUUGUGCGGCCGCCUGCGUCCGCCACUCGGCCCGCCGCCGGCCCAGGAUGAGCCAGGUGGUCCGAGCGUUGGAAGGCGACGUGUCACUCUCUGAUCUAACAGAAGGAAUCCGAGCAGGACAGGGGUCGGCCUACGGGUCCCACGGAAGCUCAGACUACGACACGGCUCAGUACAACGAAGAUAUGGUGAAGUUCAGGAAAAUGGCUUUAGGGACACAAGAGUAUGCUAGCAGCGAAUAUAGCCGGCCCACGAGUGAAUACGGGUUGUAUCCAUCUGGAUCGAGUAGCGAAGGGCAGAAUACCCGAGAAAUGGAAAUGAGAAAGUAUCGAAGAGACGGGCGAGACGGAUUUUGACGAUAAAAAUCGAGUGUUUCUUGAUGAUGAUAUUUUCUUGUAUGUUAACACCAAAAAUUGUUGGAAUGGGCAUGUUUUGUUGCAAGUUUGAUUGUAUUUAUUUACAUUUUGUUAUAUACAAACACAAAUUCUUUUA